Molecule: messenger RNA, 966 nt
Organism: Parathielavia appendiculata
Lineage: Eukaryota; Fungi; Ascomycota; Sordariomycetes; Sordariales; Chaetomiaceae
Exons: 3
Coding region: 1-966 (321 amino acids)
Molecular function (GO): oxidoreductase activity
Source: RefSeq, a predicted model, not a curated record
AUGCCCAGGUUCACCAUCGAGAUUGACGUUUACUCGGAUCUCGUCUGCCCCUGGUGCUACCUUGGAAAGGAAGCUCUCGACAAGGCCAUAGCCAUUUACAAAGCCCAGCAUCCCGAGGCCGACUUCAAGCUGAUCUGGAAGCCGUAUCUACUUUGGCCCAACGUCGGCGUGUCUGCCUACGAGCGAGGAGCCGGACUCCGGGCCAUUUAUGGACCCAACACUCCAGCCGUGCUCGACCGCCUGGCCCGCUUCGGCGCGCAGUACGGCAUCGAAUUCAGAUGGGAUGGCAAGUCGGGAAACUCGCGGGACGCGCACAAGCUGGUCCUGCUGGCAAUGGAACGCGACGCCGCCGCGGCAAACGCCACACCCUCCUCCCCAACAGCCACGCCUGCACCCGACCACCAUCACCGCCCACCACCACCAUCCUCCCCCACUGAACCCCCUAAUCAACCACCCUCGACGACGACGACGAAGACAACGACAACGCCCGCCGCCGUCCCCCUUCUCCCACCGCACACCUCAACCCAUCAACACCGCACCCUGACCCACCUCUUCACCGCCUCCUUCCAACAUGGCGCCGACCUCUCCUCGCGCGCCUUCCUCGCCCGCGCAGCGGUCGAACCCCUAAACCUCUUCUUGACCGAAGCCGACGCGCUGGCCUAUCUCGCGCGCGACGACACGCCCGCCGCGCGCGCCGUCGACGCCUCGUCCGCGUCGGCCGCGGCGCGGCUGCGCGUCGGGGUGGGAGCGGUGCCGAGCUAUGUCGUGCAGAGCAGGUGGCAGGUGGGCGGGAUGCAGGGGGAGGACAUCUGGAUGGGUGUUUUUGAGAGAGUGCGGAGGGCUUCUGCUGCUACUAGUGGGCUUAAUGGUAGUGGCAAUGGCGGUGAUGAUGCUUUCCUGCCCGAAAUCGACCACUUCGCCCUCAAAAACAACCCAGAUCAAUGUCUAGCAACCUCCAACGCCUGA